Pararge aegeria (speckled wood butterfly) is the source of this 1535-nucleotide messenger RNA. RefSeq names its product saccharopine dehydrogenase-like oxidoreductase. Gene Ontology annotation, cellular component: mitochondrion; lipid droplet; plasma membrane. The coding region runs from base 268 to 1524 and encodes 418 amino acids. The transcript is spliced from 9 exons. Gene Ontology annotation, biological process: glycolipid biosynthetic process. The record is from RefSeq and is a predicted model, not a curated record. NCBI's taxonomy places the organism in Eukaryota, Metazoa, Arthropoda, Insecta, Lepidoptera, Nymphalidae.
GGCGCGCGUUUUGUAUUUUUGUCGUGCCGCUCUACUCUGUGAAAGAAAAUAUUCAAUAAUCCCAUCUGUUCGCCGGCUGUAUUCUGACUGUGCCGGGCAUCAAUUGAACUGUGAUUUACACGUAUUGUUUUGUUGACGGCUGACGCCGCUGCACCGGCCGGCUUCUACAGUGUUUGGUAUUUUCGGUACCUAUCUAAUCAGUUUUUACUGCAUUGCGUUAUCGUGAACUGUGGUUUUAUGUGGUUUAUUCUAUAAUCGGAACGAAAUAUGUCUCGGCUAAGUAUAGUGAUAUUCGGCGCGACCGGCUUCACGGGCAAGCACGCCGUGCGGGAGCUGGUGCGAGUUGGCAAGGCCGACAGCGCCCUCACGUGGGGCGUCGCGGGCCGCUCCAGGGACAAACUGCAGAGCAUGCUCGACGAGACCUCCAAGGCGACUGGUGAAGACUUAUCGUCAGUGAAGAUCAUAGUAGCUGACGUUGGGGACGAGAAGUCUUUGAAGGAGAUGUGCUCGCAGGCCCACGUGCUGGUGAACUGCUGCGGGCCCUACCGCCAUUACGGCGAGCCAGUGGUCAGAGCCGCCAUCGACGGCAAGGCGCACUACGUCGACGUCAGCGGGGAGCCGCAGUUCAUAGAGUCGAUGCAGCUGGAGUACGACCAGCAGGCGCGCGACGCGGGCGUGUUCGUCAUCAGCGCGUGCGGCUUCGACAGCGUGCCCAACGACCUGGGCGUCAUACACCUGCAGCGGCACUUCGGAGGUACUUUGAACUCAGUUGAGUCCUACCUCACCACUCAAGCCCCAGCCGAAGGCAGGACGUCUGGCGCUAUCAACUAUGGUACUUGGGAGUCGCUCAUCUACGGUCUUGCGCAUUACAAUGAGUUACCUGCUCUAAGAAAAAAGUUGUAUCCGGAGAGGCUGCCGACCUUCAAGCCCAAGUUGUUACCGAGGUCAGUAAUCCACGCCAGGGAAGACGGCUGGUGCCUGCCGUUCCCCGGCUCGGACUCGUCCGUCGUGUACCGCACGCACCGCCACCUGUACGAGCACGAGCACAAGCGGCCCGUGCAGAUCAAGACGUACGUCAAGUUCCCCUCGCUCCUCACCGCCCUGUCCGUCGCGCUCGCCGCCGCCUUCCUCUUCCUGCUCAGCAAGCUCAGCCUCACCAGGGGACUGCUGCUCAAAUACCCGCGGGUGUUCUCCCUGGGCCUGGUGGCCAGGGGCCCGAGUGAGGAGGUGACGAGAAAUACGCAUUUCAAGUUUGAACUGUAUGGCGAGGGCUGGGAGGCGGGCGCGGAUGUGGAAGCCACGCCUCCCAAUAAGAAGGUUAAAGCUCAGGUGUCGGGCGUGAACCCCGGCUACGGCGCCACGGUGGUGGCGCUACUGCACUGCGCACUCACCAUCCUGCGCGAGCGGGACAGCAUGCCGAAAGAGGGCGGCGUGGUGACCACUGGAGUAGCAUUCCGAAACACGCGCCUUAUCCAACGUUUGUGUGAAAAUAAUCUGAAGUUCGAGAUUGUUAAUGACAAAUAAACGACAGUCUA